AUAAUCCCAGAGCUGACCCAGAAAAGUAACUCCGGUGACGGUGACACGUACUAGAAACUCAUCUCGCUCGCUCCACAGUGCACUAAUUCGAUGAAAUACAUGUACCUGGAGCAUCGCCUUUGGAAGUAAAGACGGAAAUCCAAUACCAGAAGCAGAACUCAGUAGAACUUCAGAGCAAGGACAAUUAGCUGGGUGACAGAGAAGCCAUGGCAGACCACAUGAUGAUGCCCAUGUCCCACGGCCCUGCAACGGCCCUCCACGGCUACAGGAUGGGUGGUAUGGGCGGCCCUCCUCAGCACGCCGUGCCCCAGCCUGGCCUCCGCACCCUCCCCAACGGCCAGGUCAUGCACUACGGCAGAGUUCCGCAGACCUCCAUGGAGGCCGCCAUGAGGCAGCGGCCCGGACUGGGGAUGGUGGGGCCGGCUGGGAUGAACGGUCAGGUGAACAGCCAGGUCAACGGGGCUCAGAUGGGAGGACACCACCACCAGAUGAACCAGAUGAUGUAUAACCAACAGCAUCAACAGCAACAGCAACAGCAACAGCAACAGCAACAACAACAACAACAACAACAGCAGCAGCACCACAUGCAACAGCCCCAGCACCCCCAGCAACAGUACCACCCCAGUGGGCUCACCUCCCAGCAGCUCAUGGCCUCCAUGCACCUCCAGAAACUCAACACCCAAUACCAUGGACAUCCACUGGGGCCGGUCCAGGGCCAUCACAUGGCCAACGGGGCCCAGUACAGAGUAGGGCCGGGUCAGCUGGCCAGCAUGCAGCACAUGGGUCAGGGUGGGCCAGGUAUGGUGCUGGGACAGAAUAUGGACAUAGACCUCAUAGAUGAGGAGGUUCUGACAGCACUGGUGUUGGAGCUGGGUCUGGACCGGGUUCAGGAGCUCCCGGAACUGUUCCUAUGUCAGAACGAGUUUGACUUCAUCCCUGACUUUGUUUCUAUGAAACAGCAGCCGAGCACCGUGAGCUGCUGAGAGAUACACAACAGCCAGAUCAAGAAAGACGCUGUAAAAACAGGCCGGCGCCCAGAGAAAGACUGAACCACAAACUAGACUAGCCACAGCAGCACAUACAAGAGGAUACAGACUAUCUCUCUGUUCUGUGUGAGUUUAGGCUAUCUGUCUGUGACCAUGUAUAUUAGGCCUACAGAACACACUGACCUACUUGUGAAUAGUAGGCCUACUAGGCCUACCUGUUUUUAAGAUGAAUUGUAAGGACAGAAAGAAAGGAGGAAUAACAAAAACUUGCUCUGCAUCAGGCUGGCAUGAGAUCUGAGCUCAGUCAGCCCAGCCACAGGUUGGCGCUCUCUCUGACGCAGUGGCCUCUGUCUAAUCUGUACUGCCUUCCGUCCUGCCUCUGGGCUGCCACCCAUGUCAUAGUGUACUGUGUGUGCUGAGUUCUGUGGGAUGAUUGUAGACUCAUUCAGCAGGACGGGAAGACGAGACAGACAAGCUGAGACAAUACAAAGAAAGACUAUCUUGCUUCACCUGGGACUACUAGAUUCGAUCUAUGGCUUAUAGAAAUGUAUUUAUUUAUGAAUUCACCCCACCAAGUAGUUAGCGGACAUUUGACAAAUUGAGUUGUUAAAGAAGUUGGUCGUCUGAUUAUGAAUUAGGCUGUUGGGGGGGAAAGAGUUGUUCAAAAAGAUGCCUAACUAUAUUGUGUGUAUGUUGAAGGCUGGUUCUUCAAAACAGGCUUGGAGGAUUUCUUCCUCGUUACCUUAACAUUUCCUUUAGUAAGAGCCUGGGGUUAGGUUUUGUUGGGUGGAUGGGGUUAGUCUCUGAUUGGUUGGGAGUUAACUGUGUUAGCCUGGGGGUCUGGUUCCUCUUCCUAACAUCAUCUGAUGACAUCAUCAGAACAACAUUCUAUUUAUCAUUAGGCUGCAGUUAUACAGAGCAAUUUUCACGCAACUUUGGUAGCAUGCAACUGAGUUGCUUCUUGAUCGCUUUGUGAAACACCCUCUGCAAAUAAUAAGCAACUCAGUUGUAUCCAGUUGCAACGUUUCAACUUUUUCUACUUGUUGCAAGCAACAGCCAAUCAAAACAAAUGCUUUUGUCACAUGAUCCAUUUGAAGGUUCAGAACUUUGAGCCACUUGUCAUGUCAACAACACAUCUGUCAGUGCUACGGGAACUGUGAUCAAGGUAGACAGAAGAGACAUUUGCCAAACGGUAGCUGUGUAAUUAAAUAUUGGCAUCGGGGCUAGUUAAGGUUUAUGUACAUGCUUUGGCAGUCAAUACAUGUAUUUUUUUAAGUGAACCCAGACCUCUUGGACACGUUUCAACUGAUAUUUUGUUUCCGCAUGAACUGCACUAGCUCGCUAGUUAGCUUAGUUUGUUGCUAGCUUGGUUAGCUCGUUGCUGGCUAACUUGAUAAAACAGUGCUGGCAAUUUCAUUUUGGCAAGAUAAUUAAAAUGUACUGCCAGCAUUUUGGCUAAAUCAAUCUUUAUACAAUAAGCAAAUGGUUGGAUAAACUAAUAAUUUAUGAAAUCCAGAUGUAAUGCAGCAGAUGACAUUGGGUGAGUUUAGAAUUCUCAAACCAUAUUGAAUGAUAAAACAAAAGCAGCUUCAAUUUGAUUGGCUGUUGCAUACAAUUUAAAUUGCAUUUGAGUUGCUUUGUGUAUCAGCCAAGUUGCUUGAAAUGAUGUCUCUUGCAACCUGCAACUGCAAAUAAAGUUGUGUGUAAGUUGCUUUGUGUAACUCCACCUUAAAAACGUACGUUUCCUUGAA
Messenger RNA from Salvelinus sp. IW2-2015, 2737 nucleotides. Its product is annotated as cbp/p300-interacting transactivator 3. Gene Ontology annotation, molecular function: transcription coactivator activity. NCBI's taxonomy places the organism in Eukaryota, Metazoa, Chordata, Actinopteri, Salmoniformes, Salmonidae. Gene Ontology annotation, biological process: regulation of DNA-templated transcription. Gene Ontology annotation, cellular component: nucleus. The record is from RefSeq and is a predicted model, not a curated record.